UUGGAUCACGUGACACCACACAGCCAAUAGGAAAGAGUACCUUCGGUCCUUCCAGGUGCACGUGGCCGACGGCUGCGCAGUUGUGCUCCUUACUCAGUCGAUACUCUUCAUAAUAACCCCAAAGAAGGUUCACUUACAUUUAUAGGUUGGAAUGUAGGUUUUGUAUCUCACCUGAAUAGGAAUUGUGUUGUCGACGACAUGGCGGCCGUCGUUGUCGCCUUUAUCUUGCUGAGCUCGUCUUUCUGGAGCAACUCCGUUCACGCUGAUGCUCAAGCAUGUGUUGACGAGGGCCGCUUUGUGGAGCAUGUGGUCUACGACGGGCAGCAGGAUCUUCCAUACCGACUGAACUGCUCUUUGCAGUUGGAUCAACAUGACCAGGAUGACACCCAGCCCCAACUGGCUUGGCUUAAGGACUGUCAGCAGCUGGACACCCAGCAGGGAACUUCCUACCUGCAGUUUGCAAGCAUCACUUUGGGAGAUGCAGGAAAUUACACAUGUAUGCAACCGGGCAACAGCUCGGCCUCGUUCACUGUGCACCUCGUAGUUAAGGCCUCCGUCUGCUCCCAAGCUCCAGAAUUCAAAUCCAAUGAAAUUCAGAAUGAACUCUCUGUAAUGAUUGGGUCCACUGAGACUCUGAAUUGCACUGCCUUGCUUUCUUGGGACCUAACGGACAAGAGAUGUGACGCCAAGGUGCAAUGGACAAAGGAUGGCCAACCUCUCAACAACAACUCCCUGCUUUUACAAAACACUUCGUCAUGGUUUCUUGCUGGGGGUCAGCUGAUGGUGAGCAGUGUGCUGGUGGUCAGUCUUCAGGAGUCCGAAGACUUUGGGCUGUUCAGCUGCACAUUGAGGAACUCUUCCUCUGACUUCAACCUGCAGAAUUCAAGCAGCCCCAAUCACACUGCUGCGGUCACCGCAGCCUUCAUUCUCCUCAUUCUGCUGGCUGUGGCUGUUGUCAUGUACGUCAAGUGUCACCUGAACAUCAAACUGUGGUACCAUAACGUCUACGGAGAGUACGAGAUGAACGAUGGGAAGUUGUACGAUGCUUACAUCUCCUAUGUUAACAAUAACUACGACAAGAAGUUCAUCAACUUCAUUCUCAAACCUCAUCUGGAGAAUAAGCAUGCACACAAGCUGCACCUCAAUGAUAACGACAUCCUGCCUGCUUCAGAACCCUCUGCUGAACUGUUAAUGAACAUAAGUCGCUCCCGCCGUCUCAUCGUGUUGCUGUCUCACGCGUACCUGGAGCAGGAAUGGUGUGCCACCAACUUCAGACAGGGCCUCCUACACCUCUUGGAGCUGUGUAAGCAGCCCAUCAUCAUCCUGAUGCUGGAGGGUCAGCUGAAGCACAUGAGGCCUCAGAUCAAGCAGCUGCUCAGUGAGCACCAACACCGUGUCAGCAUCCUCACAUGGAGGCACAACUCUGUGACUCCCUCCUCCGUCUUCUGGAAGGAGCUGGCCUUAGCGAUGCCUCGGAGGGGGAUUUUUCAUAGUGAGUCUGCAGGAGACCCCCAGACGGUCCUUCAGGAUGACAAAGACCCAAUGCUGACCCUUGACCCCGACUACCUGGACUGCCGCUCUGACACAGACCCCGCUGGAGACCUGGGUAUACGUCUCCCUGUGUACAAAGCAAUGACCUCAAAGGCUCCCAUUCUGCCAGUCGUUCCUUUCCGAGCACGGGAACCGAAACCCUCUGAUAUUGACGUGUCCGACCUGGGGUCACGCAACUAUGGAGCUCGCUCAGACUUCUACUGCCUGGUCACUAAGGAGGACAUCUGACCUCUGCUUAUGAAGAACACUAUGGAUUUUGGUUGUAUGUAUGUUGAUUGAAUCAAAAUGUCCCUCCUUUUCUUCCCAAAUGAUUUAUUUUACAUUUCAAAGGUAAUAUAUUGGUGUACUUUUUUGUCAAUUUGAUGGAGAAUGUAACAUUUUAGAUGUUGUCGAUCAUUUAGUGUUAUGCAGGAUGUUGCAUAAUGGCCAGCAGAGGGCAGACUAUUGAUGUAAAUAUUGACAGCUGUUUAAAAAGUCAAAUUAAGAGGGUGUAACAUGGCUGCAGGCUCCAAGCUCACGGUUGCUUUCUUUUUGACAUAUACGCCAUAUUUGACCAGCAGGGGUGCUCACAGGUGAAGCAGUAGGGUGAAAUGAUCUGGGCCCUUGUGGAGUCAUUUAGAGCUGCAGUUAAGUGGGAGGCUACAUUUGGGUGCAGCAAGGGAAGGGCUGGAAAUGUUCCUGUCUGAGCAGGAGAAAGUAUGUCAACAGGGAGUGGUCGACUUUUUACCACUUUAGUGUCAGCUUGUUACAGCGAAUUCAUUCACCUCACACGCCAGAUCAGUCUGUUUAUUAGAUGAGAGGAUACAGCAGCGUGUAUGUGACACACGCUAAGCAAGGUUUUCUACAAAGAUGUCAGAUCAUUCAUGACAUUGCAGCAAAUGUAUCAAAGUGGGAAAUGAAAUUGUGACGUCUUGGAUUAUUGACACAAAUAAAAACCUUUGUGACUAAACAAACAUGAAAACUAGUUAGGACUGCAUUCUUUCACAACUGCUUUUCACAUUUCUCUCUCUCAUACACACAAACACACACUCUUGACUAGAUACAACUUUUUUCAAAAUUGCCGGCAUCAUAUUGAAAAUAACAGUUCACACAGGACUUAAAAAAAGAAAGAAAUAAUUGCUUUGAAGGCACACCGAUAUCCCAACUGUACUGAAAUACAGCAACAUACAAGCAAAUCUCAGUGAUAUAUCUUUGGAUUACAUUCUCUUUUAUGCAUUGCUAAACAGUGUUAUUGUUGCUAUAAGAUACAGUGUAUAAAACAUUGUUUUUAAAAGGUAGAAGAAAAAGCAAUAUAUACAAAGAUGC
Entelurus aequoreus (snake pipefish) is the source of this 2856-nucleotide messenger RNA. It is a transcript of the gene sigirr, whose product is annotated as single immunoglobulin and toll-interleukin 1 receptor (TIR) domain. The record is from RefSeq and is a predicted model, not a curated record. The transcript has 10 exons. NCBI's taxonomy places the organism in Eukaryota, Metazoa, Chordata, Actinopteri, Syngnathiformes, Syngnathidae. The coding region runs from base 199 to 1779 and encodes 526 amino acids. Gene Ontology annotation, biological process: signal transduction.